CAGGGAAUAAUACAGUCAGUGUUUCAGUGAAUACACUGAAUAGCGGCCGCCGAGACACUAGCUUGGUGGCGAAACCGGGACACACAACACCGAAGAUGGCUUCACCGAGGACGAUAACCAUUGUGGCCCUCUCUUUCGCUCUUGGUCUUUUUUUCGUCUUCAUGGGCACCAUAAAGCUCACACCAAGAUUAAGCAAAGAUGCUUACAGUGAGAUGAAAAGGGCAUACAAGAGCUAUGCCAAGGCCUUGCCAGGUCUAAAGAAGAUGGGCAUCAGCUCGGUGCUGCUCCGUAAGAUCAUUGGCUCACUGGAGGUGGGCUGUGGUGUGGUUCUGACAUUGGUGCCAGGGAGACCCAAGGAUGUGGCUAACUUCCUGCUCUUGCUGGUCAUGCUGGCAGUCCUCUUCUUCCACCAGCUAGUAGGAGACCCCCUGAAACGAUAUGCCCAUGCUCUGGUCUUUGGUAUUCUGCUCACCUGCCGACUGCUCAUUGCCCGCCAGAGUGAGGACCGACCUGAGAGGGAGGAGAGCAGGGAAGAACACAUCAAUGCCCAGGAAAAUAACAAAGUCAAGCAAUCCUAAUCAGGUCUGACCGUCCAGUCUGGGCAGAGCGACAGCGAAACGGAACCUUGUGCGUUUCUUUGGAUUGUAGCAAUUCAGAUUCAAAAGAAACACAGUCGCCACAAGGAGUGAUCUAUCCACCCAGUCAACCACCCACCCGUCCUCCCUCUCACGCCCUUUUGGCUGACUGAUUAUUGGUUUCACCUGCUCCCUUGCACUCUCAUCCUAAAACUGCAAUCCCCUUGUCCUGUAUCCCAACCUUGACAGUGGACAAACAUACUUGUGGCAACUGUAAUCAGCUCAACUCUUUCAAAAAAAGAUAGGACCUUUUGUCUCACCAGCCAAUUGGUAUUUUUCCUCGUUCCCCGGGUUAGGAAUCAUAACUGAGGAAAGGUUGUGAUGUAGGGAUGAAUACAUGAGUAAACUCACUAAAUAGUAGGAUCUCCCAAUUAACGUUCAAUAAAUACAACAUACCCUCAAAACUCCUAUUACCCAUUUUUAUUUAGCAUCUAUCAAAACAUAAGAUACAGCAUGCCUAUGUUUUUAGUUUGUUUUUGACACAAAUACCAAUUUGAGGGACUUUGUUGGCUUUGAGAAUGCUGAUGUUUUCCACUAUUGAAGAUUGGUACUUUUCAAUUUUUAUUUUAUUUUAGGUAGGAUGCUAAUGAUAUCCCUUGAAUUCAAUUGUUAUUUUACAGUAAUUAAGCAUGGUUCAUAAUUAAAUGGUUUAAACCAAACUCAUAGCUUAUCAGCACUGUUCAGAGAUAUAUUGUAGUUGAACAUUGACUCACAUUUAUUUAAAUACAAUAUACAUUAUCACAUAUUUCCAUUGGUAUUAGUAAAAUAAGAAUAAUUUUAGUGAAUUCAUAUUAGUUUCGUCCAAGCUUUUUCCUGUUGAUUAGAUUUUCUUGUAACUAUUCUUACGCAUGAAAAUGUACCCCUUUUCCCAAAAGAAAAACCGAACGGUCAAAUGGCAAGUCUUUCGCUCAUCUCUAAUUGAUUAAUCACUUUAUUCGACCCAACACUGUUGUUCAAGAACUCAUGUGGAGGAGAGACCUAUGGGAAGGAAUUUUGCUAGCAAUUAUGUGUAUCCAUACAUCUAUGGUUGCUAGCUUAGUGCUGUCUCUAUGUCUCUGGACCACAAUCAAUAGUCCAGCUGCUUUGUCAAAUGACAUAUCCAAUAAAGGACUUGAUCUUUGUCUUUUAAUAAAGGACUUUGUCUCUCUUUACAUCCAAUGACAACAAAGGCUUAUGUUUAUCUGUGAGUCUAUUUUGCUCUGGGAUUUUUAACAGUAUUCUGUUGAAUUACUGUGUUAGAUAAGUAUUCCUAUGAGUAUAACCAUUACCACUGGGCUAUUCUUGUAAUAGAAAGGUAUUUGUUUCAUAUAUAAGUGAUGAUACCUUUAGUGAUCAUGAGUAGAUAAAGGGGAAGUUUCAGUCAGAUGAGCAGUUGUUCAGAUGGUCUUUAACAUUCAUAAUGCUUCUGUAAAACAAAAUGAGCUAAAUAAAGAAAUGUAUGGGCGA
Molecule: messenger RNA, 2081 nt
Organism: Coregonus clupeaformis (lake whitefish)
Lineage: Eukaryota; Metazoa; Chordata; Actinopteri; Salmoniformes; Salmonidae
Product: novel acetylcholine receptor chaperone
Exons: 2
Coding region: 96-578 (160 amino acids)
Biological process (GO): positive regulation of protein localization to cell surface; chaperone-mediated protein complex assembly
Cellular component (GO): endoplasmic reticulum
Molecular function (GO): acetylcholine receptor regulator activity
Source: RefSeq, a predicted model, not a curated record